This is a messenger RNA of Leptonychotes weddellii (Weddell seal), 735 nucleotides long. Lineage: Eukaryota; Metazoa; Chordata; Mammalia; Carnivora; Phocidae. The record is from RefSeq and is a predicted model, not a curated record.
UAUUUUCACGUUCCAGACAGUGCUACUUUCAGCAUUUGCCCGGGGGGAGAGCAGCCUGCUGUGAAAUCCAGCUCCCUUCCUUGCUGGGACUUAAUGCCUGAUAUCAGCCAGUCACCGCUGGACACAUCCCUGCUUCAGAAACAGAUCUUGCUGGCCUUUUCUCCCUCGGCAGGUGCCGCCGGCUCCCAUUGCUGGAGCCUGCCGGCCAUAGUUAGACAAGAGUUUCCCAGACAGAGUGUAGCAGUGCCCUUCGGAAACUGCGGAGGAAAUGGCUUCUGCACCAGGGCAGUAGCACUGACAUAUCAAGAACACUUUGGAGUGACUUACUUAACCCUCUCGGAAGACCCUAGUCCUCGAAUAAUUUUCCACAACAGAUGUCCAGUAACAAUCCUUAUAAAGGAAAACAUCAAAGAUAUUCCAAAGUUUGAGGUUUAUUGCAGAAGAAUUCCUUCUGAGUGCUCAAUUCAUCAUGAACUAUAUCAUCAGAUUUCCAGUUAUCCAGACUGUAAGACCAAAGACUUACUUCCCAGCCUCUUCCUGAGAGUGGAAUCUCUGGAGGACGUAACAACGGAGUGGAGUGAUGCUGUCGACAUCAACAACCAGGGGACACAGGUUGUGUUCCUGACUGGCUUUGGCUAUGUAUAUGUGGACAUUGUCCUCCAGUGUGGCACGGUCUUCGUCACUGUGGCCCCAGAAGGAAAAGUGGGACCUAGUCUAACCGCUACCAAUAGGUAG